AUGCACCACCGCUCCCAGUUUCCAUUUAAUCGACCGGUUUUUGAACCGAAAAAGUAUUCACUGGUCUCCUCUACACUAGACUCUGAUACUUCCAGUGUGGCAUCAUCGACUCCUAGCGAUGUAUCGUCGGUCUCUUCGCCUGUGUUGCGCGAACGCAUGAGCCUUAGUUUUAUCACGAAUCCGGACCCGGUGGUUGACUCGCUCCACACAGUAAGCCUCAAGACAAGCGUCAUUUGCUCGAAGAAAAACUGCUACCGUACGGCCAACAGCCUCUUUGGCACAUUUUGUGAGCUUCACAAGCCCAGUCGACUAUGCAAAGUGCCUGAGUGCCGCAAGUGCGCCAAGACUGGCGGCUUUUGCAUCUCGCACGGUGGUGGUCGUCGGUGUCGCACUAGUGGAUGCAUAAAGAGUGCCAAGGAAGGAGGAUAUUGCAUCGCCCACGGAGGUGGAAAGCGGUGUUGUGAAGAGGGUUGCUCCAAGUCGGCGCUUGCCGGUGGUCUCUGCUCUGCUCAUGGGGGCGGCAAACGUUGCAGUGCCUCAAAUUGUUAUAAAACAGCUCUCAAAGGUGGUCUGUGUAUCGCGCAUGGUGGUGGUCGAAGAUGCGAAGUUGUGGAGUGCACCAAGAGCGCUGUUGGUGGCCGUCUGUGUGUUUCUCACGGCGGCGGUCGCCGCUGUCGAGAAGUUAAUUGCAACAAGGGUGCUGUGCGUCGAGGCGUAUGUAUUCGUCACGGUGCACGGCAAUAG
This is a messenger RNA of Plasmopara halstedii, 744 nucleotides long. RefSeq lists its product as uncharacterized. The coding region runs from base 1 to 744 and encodes 247 amino acids. The record is from RefSeq and is a predicted model, not a curated record. The transcript has a single exon. NCBI's taxonomy places the organism in Eukaryota, Oomycota, Peronosporomycetes, Peronosporales, Peronosporaceae.